Symbiodinium natans is the source of this 4308-nucleotide messenger RNA. Lineage: Eukaryota; Dinophyceae; Suessiales; Symbiodiniaceae. The record is from the annotation of a GenBank genome assembly.
AUGGUGCUUGAACUGCUGAGAACCGACACCUUGCUGGAAGUUGAAGUGACCGUUCCGGUUGAGCUGGUACUGGUUUGGCUUCUCUCAGUCGUGCUCCUGCUGCUCGAGGUCGUUGUUUCAGAGCCCGUGGUGCUGGAACUGCUGUGUGUCGACACCGUGGAAGUCGAAGUGGCCGUUAUGGUUGAGAUGGUACUGGUGGUGCUGGUGAGAGUCAACACCUCGGAGGAAGUUGCAGUACUGGUUUGGCUUCUCUCAGUUGUGCUCCUGCUGCUCGAGAUCGUUGUUUCAGAGCGCGUGGUGCUGGAACUGCUGCGUGUCGACACCGUGGAAGUCGAAGUGGCCGUUGUGGUUGAGAUGGUACUGGUGGUGCUGGUGAGAGUCAACACCUCGGAGGAAGUUGCAGUACUGGUUUGGCUUCUCUCAGUCGUGCUCCCGCUGCUCGAGGUCGUUGUUUUAGAGCCCGUGGUGCUGGAACUGCUGCGUGUCGACACCGUCGAAGUCGAAGUGGCCGUUAUGGUUGAGACGGUACUGGUGGUGCUGGUGAGAGUCAACACCUCGGAGGAAGUUGCAGUACUGGUUUGGCUUCUCUCAGUCGUGCUCCUGCUGCUCGAGGUCGUUGUUGCAGAGCCCGUGGUGCUGGAACUGCUGCGUGUCGACACCGUGGAAGUCGAAGUGGCCGUUAUGGUUGAGAUGGUACUGGUGGUGCUGGUGACAGUCAGCACCUUGGAGGACGUUGCAGUGGAAGUGGACGUUCUGGUUGCCCUGGUACUUGUUUGGCUUCUCCCAGUCGUGCUCCUGCUGCUCGAGGUCGUUGUUUCAGAGCCCGUGGUGCUGGAACUGCUGCGUGUCGACACCGUGGAAGUCAAAGUGGCCGUUAUGGUUGAGAUGGUACUGGUGGUGCUUGUGAGAGUCAGCACCUUGGAGGAAGUGGCCGUUCUGGUUGCGCUGGUACUGGUUUGGCUUCUCUCGGUCGUGCUCCUGCUGCUCGAGGUCGUUGUUUCAGAGCCCGUGGUGCUGGAACUGCUGAAUGUCGACACCGUGGAAGUCGAAGUGGCCGUUAUGGUUGAGAUGGUACUGGUGGUGCUUGUGAGAGUCAGCACCUUGGAGAAAGUUGCAGUGGAAGUGGCCGUUCUGGUUGCGCUGGUACUGGUUUGGCUUCUCUCAGUCUCGCUCCUGCUGCUCGAGGUCGUUGUUUCAGAGCCCGUGGUGCUGGAACUGCUGCGUGUCGACACCGUGGAAGUCGAAGUGGCCGUUAUGGUUGAGAUGGUACUGGUGGUGCUUGUGAGAGCCACCACCUUGGAGGAAGUUGCAGUGGAAGUGGACGUUCUGGUUGCGCUGGUACUGGUUUGGCUUCUCCCAGUCGUGCUCCUGCUGCUCGAGGUCGUCGUUUCAGAGCCCGUGGUGCUGGAACUGCUGCGUGUCAAAACCGUGGAAGUCAAAGUGGCCGUUCUGGUUGAGAUGGUACUGGUGGUGCUUGUGAGAGUCAGCACCUCGGAGGAAGUUGCAGUACUGGUUUGGCUUCUCUCAGUCGUGCUCCUGCUGCUCGAGGUCUUUGUUUCAGAGCCCGUGGUGCUGGAACUGCUGCGUGUCGACACCGUGGAAGUCGAAGUGGCCGUUAUGGUUGGGAUGGUACUGGUGGUGCUGGUGAGAGUCAACACCUCGGAGGAAGUUGCAGUACUGGUUUGGCUUCUCUCAGUCGUGCUCCUGCUGCUAGAGGUCGUUGUUUCAGUGCCCGUGGUGCUGGAACUGCUGACUGUCGACACCGUGGAAGUCGAAGUGGCCGUUAUGGUUGAGAUGGUACUGGUGGUGCUUGUGAGAGUCAGCACCUUGGAGGAAGUUGCAGUGGAAGUGGCCGUUCUGGUUGCGCUGGUACUGGUUUGGCUUCUCUCGGUCGUGCUCCUGCUGCUCGAGGUCGUUGUUUCAGAGCCCGUGGUGCUUGAACUGCUGCGUGUCGACACCGUGGAAGUCGAAGUGGCCGUUAUGGUUGAGAUGGUACUGGUGGUGCUUGUGAGAGGCAACACCUCGGAGGAAGUUGCAGUGGAAGUGGACGUUCUGGUUGCGCUGGUACUGGUUUGGCUUCUCCCAGUCGUGCUCCUGCUGCUCGAGGUCGUUGUUUCAGAGCCCGUGGUGCUGGAACUGCUGUGUGUCGACACCGUGGAAGUCGAAGUGGCCGUUAUGGUUGAGAUGGUACUGGUGGUGCUUGUGAGAGCCAGCACCUUGGAGGAAGUUGCAGUGGAAGUGGACGUUCUGGUUGCGCUGGUACUGGUUUGGCUUCUCUCAGUCGUGCUCCUGCUGCUCGAGGUCGUUGUUUCAGAGCCCGUGGUGCUGGAACUGCUGCGUGUCGACACCGUCGAAGUCGAAGUGGCCGUUAUGGUUGAGAUGGUACUGGUGGUGCUUGUGAGAGUCAGCACCUUGGAGGAAGUUGCAGUGGAAGUGGCCGUUCUGGUUGCGCUGGUACUGGUUUGGCUUCUCCCAGUCGUGCUCCUGCUGCUCGAGGUCGUUGUUUCAGAGCCCGUGGUGCUGGAACUGCUGCGUGUCGACACUGUGGAAGUCGAAGUGGCCGUUAUGGUUGAGAUGGUACUGGUGGUGCUUGUGAGAGUCAGCACCCUGGAGGAAGUUGCAGUGGAAGUGGCGGUUCUGGUUGCGCUGGUACUGGUUUGGCUUCUCCCAGUCGUGCUCCUGCUGCUCGAGGUCGUUGUUUCAGAGCCCGUGGUGCUUGAACUGCUGCGUGUCGACACCGUGGAAGUCGAAGUGGCCGUUAUGGUUGAGAUGGUACUGGUGGUGCUUGUGAGAGUCAGCACCUUGGAGGAAGUUGCAGUGGAAGUGGCCGUUCUGGUUGCGCUGGUACUGGUUUGGCUUCUCUCAGUCGUGCUCCUGCUGCUCGAGGUCGUUGUUUCAGUGCCCGUGGUGCUGGAACUGCUGACUGUCGACACCGUGGAAGUCGAAGUGGCCGUUAUGGUUGAGAUGGUACUGGUGGUGCUUGUGAGAGUCAGCACCUUGGAGGAAGUUGCAGUGGAAGUGGCCGUUCUGGUUGCGCUGGUACUGGUUUGGCUUCUCCCAGUCGUGCUCCUGCUGCUCGAGGUCGUUGUUUCAGAGCCCGUGGUGCUGGAACUGCUGCGUGUCGACACCGUGGAAGUCGAAGUGGCCGUUAUGGUUGAGAUGGUACUGGUGGUGCUUGUGAGAGUCAGCACCUUGGAGGAAGUUGCAGUGGAAGUGGCCGUUCUGGUUGCGCUGGUACUGGUUUGGCUUCUCCCAGUCGUGCUCGUGCUGCUCGAGGUCGUUGUUUCAGUGCCCGUGGUGCUUGAACUGCUGCGUGUCGACACCGUGGAAGUCGAAGUGGCCGUUAUGGUUGAGAUGGCACUGGUGGUGCUUGUGAGAGUCAGCACCUUGGAGGAAGUUGCAGUGGAAGUGGCCGUUCUGGUUGCGCUGGUACUGGUUUGGCUUCUCCCAGUCGUGCUCCUGCUGCUCGAGGUCGUUGUUUCAGAGCCCGUGGUGCUUGAACUGCUGCGUGUCGACACCGUGGAAGUCGAAGUGGCCGUUAUGGUUGAGAUGGUACUGGUGGUGCUUGUGAGAGCCAGCACCUUGGAGGAAGUUGCAGUGGAAGUGGACGUUCUGGUUGCGCUGGUACUGGUUUGGCUUCUCCCAGUCGUGCUCCUGCUGCUCGAGGUCGUUGUUUCAGUGCCCGUGAUGCUGGAACUGUUGCGUGUCGACACCGUGGAAGUCGAAGUGGCCGUUAUGGUUGAGAUGGUACUGGUGGUGCUUGUGAGAGUCAGCACCUUGGAGGAAGUUGCAGUGGAAGUGGCCGUUCUGGUUGCGCUGGUACUGGUUUGGCGUCUCUCAGUCGUGCUCCUGCUGCUCGAGGUCGUUGUUUCAGUGCCCGUGGUGCUGGAACUGCUGCGUGUCGACACCGUGGAAGUCGAAGUGGCUGUACGCGUCGUGCUUGACGGCAAGAACUCCGUUUCGUCGGCGCUUGUGCUGGACUGUGUCAUUUGCAGGAUGAUGGCUGUUGUGGUGAAUCGGCUAGAACUCCUCGUGGAAGUGCUGGUACUUUCGGAUGGCCAUGUGGUGCUCGCCGACUUUGUCGUGGUCGUUUCUGUGCCGGCUGACGUCGUUACAGUGCUCUGUUGUGCUCGGGGCGGCCUCGCAACUGCCCGUGUAGUACGGCUCCUCCAGGGAAGCCUCGAUCUCUCCGAGGUAGCCACUGACGCAGGACUCCGCAUUGAUGCUGCGAAGGAGCAGCCAAAGGGCACACUGAAGCCGGUAGAAUGCUCCGGGCACGGGACAGCAGCACAGCUUCCAGUGAAGUAG